Aspergillus nomiae NRRL 13137 is the source of this 3107-nucleotide messenger RNA. RefSeq names its product NEDD4 family E3 ubiquitin-protein ligase. NCBI's taxonomy places the organism in Eukaryota, Fungi, Ascomycota, Eurotiomycetes, Eurotiales, Aspergillaceae. Gene Ontology annotation, molecular function: ubiquitin-protein transferase activity; RNA binding; protein binding. Bases 178 to 2937 code for a protein of 919 amino acids. The record is from RefSeq and is a predicted model, not a curated record. The transcript has 12 exons.
AGAUUUCCUUUACUUCAAUCUUUAAAGCUUUGCAUUUGUCGGAUAUUUUAUUUUCCCAGAGCUCUUGCUCCACUCCGCUCCGCUAGCAGUCGGGGAGGUGCCGUGACAACUUGAGUUUUUCCUUGACUCCGCGGGUCGAACAUACAAGAGAGGAGGCAUCACACGAUUACUUCCAGAAUGAAUCCUGAAGAGAACGAGGUCAAAGAUGAGCGCCUGCAGCAUCAGGAGGAGGGGGCUGAUGAUGAGGAAGAGAUUGCGGCGAUGAAGAGACGGGUAGCCGAAAUGGAAUCCGAGGCGGCGAAGUUGCGCGAGAUGCAAGCCACCCUUGAUCAACAGUCCGAGAACCUGCGGGAAGACAAGGAAGAGAUCGAUGCGCGGAGUAUUUUCGUCGGCAACGUUGAUUACGGUGCUUCCCCGGAGGAGAUUCAGGCGCAUUUCCAGAGCUGUGGCUCAAUAAAUCGUGUUACUAUUCUCCUGGAUAAGUUCACGGGUCAGCCGAAAGGGUACGCCUAUGUAGAGUUCGCAGAACCUAGCUUGGUUGCCCAGGCACUUGUUCUAAAUGAGAGUGUUUUCCGUGGCCGGAACCUAAAGGUUGUCCCCAAGCGUACCAACUUGCCCGGUAUGAGUCGAGGCCGCGGACGAGGUGGCUUCCGAGGCCGGGGUUUCUUCCGUGGCGGUUACCCCCCUCGGGGAGGCUACCGGGGAGGCUAUCGUGGUGGUCGGGUCGGGGCUAUGCACCGUACUAAAUGCAUGCAACUUAUCGCGGCGGAUGGACUAUAUAAGCGAGAUGUCUUCCGAUUCCCCGAUCCGUUCGCGGUGGCCACUGUGGGGGGCGAACAAACCCAUACAACCUCUGUUAUCAAGAAGACAUUGAACCCUUACUGGAACGAGAUGUUUGAUCUGCGAGUAAAUGAAGAUAGCAUCCUUGCCAUCCAGAUCUUUGAUCAGAAGAAGUUCAAGAAGAAGGAUCAAGGGUUCCUCGGUGUGAUCAAUGUACGGAUCGGUGAUGUGAUCGAUUUGCAAAUGGGCGGUGAUGAGAUGCUCACUCGAGACUUGAAGAAAUCCAACGAUAAUCUUGUUGUGCACGGCAAACUCAUUAUCAAUCUGUCCACCAACUUAAGCACACCCAAUACCAACCAAGCCAACGGCUUACACCGGUCACAUAUGCAACCAUCAACUUCCAGCGGCCUUGUGCCUCAAGUAUCGGCGUCGACUCCGCAGCCACCUCCCGGCCCAAGUCCAGCGGACGCAACUGCGUCAAAUCCAUCUCUCCACCCUCAGCGUGUCCCAUCGACUACUCGGCCUAACAGCACGGUUGUACCUGCCAAUGGAACGCUCCCUCCGCCCAGUGCCCAGCAAGGCUCUCGCACCAAUCUCAGUUCGUUUGAAGAUAGCCAAGGACGGUUGCCAGCCGGCUGGGAGCGACGAGAGGAUAAUCUGGGGCGGACAUACUAUGUGGAUCACAACACUCGGACGACCACUUGGACUCGGCCAUCGAACAACUACAACGAGCAAACGUCACGUACGCAGCGGGAGGCCAGCAUGCAGCUUGAACGGAGAGCCCACCAAAGUCGCAUGCUCCCGGAGGAUCGCACCGGCGCGAGUUCACCCAACCUGCAGGAGAACCAGCAACAGGCUCAGACCCCGCCGGCCGGUGGCAGCGCCAAUGCUGUGUCUAUGAUGGCUACCGGAGCGACCACCGCCGGCACUGGCGAGCUUCCGCCAGGAUGGGAGCAACGGACUACCCCCGAAGGACGGCCUUAUUUUGUCGACCACAACACUCGCACCACAACAUGGGUGGAUCCACGCCGACAGCAGUACAUCCGGAUGUAUGGCCAGAAUGCCAACGGCACCAAUACCACCAUUCAACAGCAACCAGUAUCCCAACUGGGGCCGUUGCCCAGUGGUUGGGAAAUGCGCUUGACGAAUACUGCGCGUGUGUACUUCGUCGACCACAACACGAAGACCACUACCUGGGACGAUCCCCGUCUGCCAUCGUCCUUGGAUCAAGGCGUCCCGCAGUACAAGCGUGACUUUAGACGUAAACUGAUCUACUUCCGGUCACAACCCGCUUUGCGAAUCAUGUCCGGACAAUGUCAUGUCAAGGUACGACGUAACAACAUCUUCGAGGAUUCCUAUGCCGAGAUCAUGCGGCAGAGCGCCUCGGAUCUGAAGAAGCGCUUGAUGAUUAAAUUUGACGGUGAAGACGGUUUGGAUUAUGGUGGUCUCUCCCGGAAGAAGGUGUCGCUGCAAGAUAUGGAGGGUGUUGACGAAGAUCUGCACCGCAACCUGACCUGGACCUUGGAUAACGAUAUCGAAGGCAUUAUAGAGUUGACCUUCGCGGUUGAUGACGAGAAGUUCGGAGAACGCCGGACAAUCGAUCUCAAGCCGGGUGGUCGGGAUAUUCCUGUUACCAACGAAAACAAGGGAGAAUAUGUUGAGUUGGUCACUGAGUGGAAGAUCGUGAAACGGGUGGAGGAACAGUUCAACGCUUUUAUGUCCGGCUUCAAUGAACUGAUCCCGGCCGAUCUGGUCAACGUCUUCGAUGAGCGCGAACUGGAGCUGCUGAUCGGAGGUAUUGCAGACAUUGAUGUUGAUGACUGGAAGAAGCACACCGACUACCGUGGCUACCAGGAGUCGGAUGAGGUGAUCCAGAACUUCUGGAAGAUUGUCCGCACCUGGGAUGCGGAACAAAAGUCUCGUCUGCUCCAGUUCACCACCGGUACCUCCCGUAUCCCGGUCAACGGGUUCAAAGACCUGCAAGGUUCCGACGGACCCAGACGGUUUACCAUCGAGAAGUCUGGCGAUCCGGGGGCGCUGCCCAAGUCCCACACAUGCUUCAACCGUCUUGAUCUGCCUCCGUAUAAGACCAAUGAUGUACUUGAGCAUAAACUCUCGAUUGCAGUGGAGGAGACGUUAGGUUUCGGACAGGAGUAGAUGCAUCUUUUGUUCCAUUCCGAGACCAGAUAUUUUGCAUACGAGUAUAUUAAUUCCGCCGCCGCGUGCUGCGCGGACGGCAUGCAAACCAACGCGAUUGAGAGGGCGCAUGCGCAUGUUCGUGAUCUCCACCGGCUUGUGUCCCUUUGGCAUCCCAUAUUCCCCCUUCG